Dovyalis caffra is the source of this 471-nucleotide messenger RNA. Lineage: Eukaryota; Viridiplantae; Streptophyta; Magnoliopsida; Malpighiales; Salicaceae. The record is from the annotation of a GenBank genome assembly.
AUGAGCAGACCAGGAGAUUGGAAUUGCAGGUCAUGCCAACACUUGAACUUUCAAAGGAGGGACUCAUGCCAGCGUUGCGGGGACCCGAGGCCCGGAGAGAGGGAUCAUUAUGGAAGCUUUGGUGGAAGAUCAUCAGGAGGCUCAUUUGGAUUUACAGGUCCUGAUGUUAGGCCUGGUGACUGGUAUUGCGCGGUUGGCAACUGUGGAGCUCAUAACUUUGCCAGUCGUUCCAUCUGCUUCAAGUGUGGUGUCUCCAAGGAUGAAACCUCUGGUGGUGGACUUGACACUGACAUGUCAAUGAUGAGAGGUUAUGGCUUCGGCGGAGGCGGCACCUCUAGCCGCUCUAAUUGGAAAUCCGGAGACUGGAUUUGCACCAGGUCCGGUUGCAACGAGCACAACUUUGCCAGCAGGACUGAGUGUUACAGAUGCAAUGCACCAAGAGAAUCUGGCAGCAGCAAGUCUUCAUAUUAA